Molecule: messenger RNA, 13873 nt
Organism: Pantherophis guttatus
Lineage: Eukaryota; Metazoa; Chordata; Lepidosauria; Squamata; Colubridae
Gene: LRP4
Product: LDL receptor related protein 4
Cellular component (GO): plasma membrane; signaling receptor complex
Molecular function (GO): calcium ion binding; protein binding
Source: RefSeq, a predicted model, not a curated record
GCAGCGGCCGCCGCGGCUGGACCCGAGAGAGCAACCCCGACGAGGCUUGAGACCAGUCCUGGCGCCUGGCGCCUGCGGGAGCCAAGUCGGCCGGCAGCCCCGGGAGGAGAGCGAAAGGCAGCCGCCAACCCCAACCCCUCAGCGCUCAACUUUUUUCCCCCCUUUUUUUCCUCCCGCUGAGGCUGCGAAGGAGGGAAAGAAGGCUCGCCAGGGCAAAGGCGAGAGCUGCGGCAGGGGUCGCUCGCCACCAUGAGGCGGCUCGGGGCCGUCGGUCUCCGGUGGCCGCCGUUGUUGCUGCUGCUGCCGCUGCUGCUUCUGCGGUGGGAAGCCCCUCUCUACGUGCGAGGUGCAGCUAGCAGCAGCUCUGAAUGUUCCUGUGGCCGCAACCAUUUCACCUGUGCUGUUAGUGCUUUUGGCGAAUGCACUUGCAUCCCUGCCCAAUGGCAGUGUGAUGGCGACAACGACUGUGGGGACCAUAGUGAUGAAGAUGGUUGUAUGCUGCCUACUUGUUCAUCCCUGGAUUUUCACUGUGACAAUGGCAAAUGUAUCCGUCGAUCAUGGGUCUGUGAUGGAGACAAUGAUUGUGAGGAUGAUUCUGAUGAGCAGGACUGCCCUCCCCGGGAAUGUGAGGAAGAUGAGUUCUCCUGUCAGAAUGGAUACUGCAUACGCAGCCUAUGGCACUGCGAUGGUGACAACGACUGUGGAGACAACAGUGACGAGCAGUGUGAUAUGAGAAAGUGUUCAGACAAAGAGUUUCGCUGCACUGAUGGUAGCUGCAUAGCUGAGCACUGGUUCUGUGAUGGUGAUACUGACUGCAAGGAUGGGUCGGAUGAAGAGAACUGCCCAUCAGAUGUGCCAGCAGCAACAUGUAAUCUGGAGGAAUUCCAGUGUGCCUACGGGCGUUGUAUCCUGGACAUUUACCACUGUGAUGGAGAUGAUGACUGUGGGGACUGGUCUGAUGAAUCUGAUUGCUCCUCUCACCAGCCUUGCCGCUCUGGAGAGUUCAUGUGCAACAGUGGCUUGUGCAUUAAUGCUGGCUGGAGGUGUGAUGGUGAUUUUGAUUGCGAUGACCAGUCGGAUGAGAAAAACUGCACUACCUCUAUGUGCACAGCUGAUCAGUUCCGAUGUAAAUCUGGCCGCUGCGUUCGGCUGUCUUGGCGCUGUGAUGGGGAGGGAGACUGCUCUGAUUACAGUGAUGAGGAAGACUGUGAGGAUUCGGGAAUCCCACAAUGUUCCCCUGAUCAAUUUCUGUGUGGAAAUGGGCGCUGCAUUGGCCAACGGAAGCUAUGUAAUGGUGCCAACGAUUGUGGAGAUGGCAGUGAUGAAAGCCCUGCCCAAAACUGCCGUCCUCGAACUGGAGAGGAAAAUUGUAAUGUCAACAAUGGGGACUGUGCCCAGAAAUGCCAGAUGAUUCGCGGAAUAGUGCAGUGUACCUGCCAUACAGGUUACAGGCUUCUGGAGGAUGGUAGAUCGUGUCAGGAUGUGAACGAAUGUGCAGAGGAAGGUUAUUGCAGUCAGGGGUGCACCAACAGUGAGGGUGGUUUCCAGUGCUGGUGUGAACAAGGCUAUGAGCUUCGCCCAGACAAGCGCAGCUGUAAAGCCCUGGGGCCAGAACCUGUGCUGCUUUUUGCCAAUCGGAUUGAUAUCCGGCAGGUCUUACCCCACCGCUCGGAGUACACUUUGCUUCUAAACAACCUUGAAAAUGCUAUUGCACUGGAUUUCCACCAUAGCAAGGAAUUAGUAUUCUGGUCUGAUGUCACACUGGACCGCAUUAUGAGGGCCAAUUUGAAUGGUAGCAACGUGGAAGAAGUGGUGUCUACAGGAUUGGAGAGUCCAGGUGGGCUAGCCAUUGACUGGAUCCAUGACAAGUUAUACUGGACAGACUCUGGGACAUCUCGCAUUGAAGUGGCAAAUUUGGAUGGAAUGCAUCGGAAGGUGCUUCUUUGGAAGAAUCUAGAAAAACCUCGUGCAAUUGCUCUUCACCCUAUGGAAGGUACCAUCUACUGGACAGAUUGGGGAAACACUCCUCGCAUUGAAUACUCUAACAUGGAUGGCUCCAAUCGGCGCAUUAUUGCUGACACUCAUCUCUUUUGGCCAAAUGGGCUAACUAUUGACUAUGCAGGGCAUCGGAUGUACUGGGUAGAUGCCAAGCAUCAUGUUAUUGAGAGGGCUGAUUUGGAUGGAAAGAACAGGAAGGCUGUUAUUAGUCAAGGCCUUCCACAUCCAUUUGCUAUCACUGUAUUUGAAGAUAGCCUGUACUGGACAGAUUGGCAUACCAAGAGUAUAAACAGUGCCAACAAAUUUACUGGAAAAAAUCAAGAGAUCAUCCGUAACAAGCUUCAUUUCCCCAUGGAUAUCCAUACUUUGCAUCCUCAACGCCAACCAGCAGCAGGGAGAAAUCGCUGUGGAACCAAUAAUGGUGGCUGUACUCAUCUCUGUUUGCCAAAUAACAAGGGCUAUACCUGCGCAUGUCCCACAGGUUUUCGGAAGACUAGUGGCCAUACUUGUGCCCAGAGUCUUGACAAGUUCCUGCUUUUUGCCCGAAGGAUGGACAUCCGUCGUAUCAGCUUCGACACAGAAGACCUGUCUGAUGUUGUCAUCCCCUUGGCAGAUGUGCGCAGUGCUGUGGCUCUGGACUGGGAUGCACAGGGUGACUAUGUCUACUGGACAGAUGUUAGCACUGAUUCCAUUAGUCGGGCAAAAUGGAAUGGAACAGGCCAGGAGAUUGUGGUGGAGAGCAGUCUUGAAAGCCCAGCUGGUCUUGCUGUUGACUGGGUCACAAACAAGUUGUAUUGGACAGAUGCAGGAACAGACCGGAUAGAGGUCUCUAACAUAGAUGGAAACAUGAGGACUGUUCUAAUAUGGGAAAACCUAGACAGACCAAGAGAUAUUGUGGUAGACCCUGUUGGAAGGUUCAUGUACUGGACUGACUGGGGAGCUAACCCAAAGAUUGAGCGUGCGGGAAUGGAUGCCUCUGAUCGGUUGGUGAUCAUCUCUUCCAACCUGACCUGGCCCAAUGGACUGGCUAUUGACUAUGAGUCUCAGCGCCUAUACUGGGCAGAUGCUGGCAUGAAGACAAUUGAGUAUGCUGGCCUGGAUGGCUGUGAUAGAAAGAUAUUGAUUGGGAGCAAUUUGCCUCACCCAUUUGGACUCACUCUGUACGGCACUCGGAUCUUCUGGACAGACUGGCAGACGAAAAGCAUCCAGAGUGCUGACAAAAGGACAGGGCUGGAUCGUGACACUCUACAGGACAACCUAGAAAACCUUAUGGACAUCCAUGUUUUUCAUCGGCAGAGACCUGCAGUGCAUACACCAUGCCACAUUAAUAAUGGUGGAUGCAGUCAUCUUUGUCUCUUGGCUCCACUUCCUAAAGGCUACAGCUGUUCUUGCCCUACUGGCAUCAACCUACAAUCAGAUGGCAGAACAUGUUUAUCUGGAAUGACUACCUUCCUAAUCUUUGCAAGAAGGUCGGAUAUUCGUCUGGUUUCACUUGAUAUUCCAUAUUUUGCUGAUGUAGUUGUCUCAGUCAACGUCACUAUGAAAAACACCAUUGCCAUUGGAGUUGAUCCUGAAGAAGGAAAGGUUUAUUGGUCAGACAGCACACUGAGGAAGAUCAGCAGAGCUUCACUGGAUGGAUCCCAGUAUGAAGAUAUUAUUACUACAGGGUUGCAAACCACAGAUGGAUUAGCUGUGGAUGCUAUUGGCCGCAAAGUGUAUUGGACUGAUACGGGAACAAACAGAAUUGAAGUAGCUAACCUGGAUGGGACAAUGAGAAAAGUUUUGAUAUGGGAAAAUCUGGACAGCCCACGAGCAAUUGCAUUAUAUCAUGAAAUGGGGUAUAUGUAUUGGACAGACUGGGGUGAAAAUGCUAAACUGGAACGAGCAGGGAUGGAUGGCUCUAACCGCAUGGUGCUUAUUAGCAACAACCUGGGAUGGCCUAAUGGUCUGGCUGUGGAUAAAGCUGGAUCACAACUAUUUUGGGCUGAUGCACAUACUGAGCGUAUUGAGGCUUCAGAUCUGAAUGGUGCAAACCGCCACACCCUGCUCUCCCCAGUGCAGCACCCUUAUGGCCUAACUUUAUUAGAUUCUUACAUAUAUUGGACUGAUUGGCAAACAAGAAGCAUUCACCGAGCUGAUAAGAACACUGGUGCUAAUGUCAUCUUGGUGAGAACAAAUCUUCCAGGAUUAAUGGACAUCCAGGGCAUUGACAGAGGGAAACCUCUUGGUACUAACAAAUGUGGCAUGAAAAAUGGAGGUUGCUCCGAUCUCUGUCUUCCAAACCCUGAAGGCUUCUCAUGUGCUUGCCCUACUGGAAUUCAACUGAAGAUUGAUGAAAGAUCUUGUGAUCCUUCUCCUGAAACCUACCUGCUCUUCUCUAGCCGGGGCUCCAUCAGGAGAAUCUCACUAGAUACUAGUGAUCACAUUGAUGUUUAUGUCCCUGUCCCAGAGCUGAACAAUGUUAUCUCCUUGGAUUAUGACAGUGUAGAUGGCAAGGUUUACUACACAGAUGUCAUAUUAGACGUCAUCAGGCGAGCAGAUCUAGAUGGCAGUAAUAUGGAAACUAUUAUUGGCCAAGGACUAAAGAGAACAGAUGGUUUGUCUGUGGACUGGGUAGCUCGAAAUCUAUAUUGGACAGACACUGGCCGCAACACAAUUGAAGUUGCAAGACUGGAUGGCAGCUGCAGGAAAGUGCUGAUAAAUAACAGUCUGGAUGAACCACGGGCAAUUGCUGUCUUUCCUAGAAAAGGAUAUCUCUUCUGGACUGACUGGGGACAUAUUGCUAAAAUUGAGCGGGCAAACCUGGAUGGUUCUGAACGAAAGAUAUUGAUCAAUACUGAUUUAGGCUGGCCCAAUGGACUGACUUUGGAUUAUGACAUCAGAAGGAUUUAUUGGGUAGAUGCUCAUCUAGACCGCAUAGAAAGUGCUGAUCUUAAUGGGAAAUUGCGCCAAGUGUUGAUCAGUCAAGUGUCACAUCCCUUUGCCUUGACACAGCAGGAUAGGUGGCUGUAUUGGACAGACUGGCAAACGAAAUCUAUUCAGCGUGUGGACAAAUACUCUGGUCGUAAUAAGGAGACUGUGUUAGCCAAUGUAGAAGGACUUAUGGAUAUUAUUGUGGUUUCUCCUCAAAGGCAAACAGGCACAAACAUUUGUGGAGUGAAUAAUGGAGGCUGUACCCAUCUCUGCUUUGCCAGGGCUUCUGACUUUGUUUGUGCAUGUCCCGAUGAACCAGAUGGACGGCCUUGUUUUAAUGUUCCUACCAUGGGGCCUCCAAAUCCUGAGACAACUCAUGUAAGCAAAAGGAGCCAGACUUCUACUGACAGAUUUAAAAUUCCAACAACCAAGCCCCAUAUUUCUGUGGAAACAAUAGAAGGAAACUGCUCUGACAAGAAAGUUGGUCAAGGUUUGUGCAACCGAGCAAAUGAAGCAAUAUUGGCAACUGCAGGAGAAGGGCUACAUGUCAGUUACAUCACUGGAGGUCUUCUCAGCAUACUGAGUAUUCUGCUGCUGAUUGGUGCUGUGAUUAUAUACAGGCAUAAGAAAUCCAAAUUCACAGAUCCUAAUCUAAGUAAUCUGACCUACAGUAAUCCCUCUUAUCGGACAUCUACCCAAGAAGUGAAGAUUGAAACAAUUCCCAAGCCAGCCAUAUAUAAUCAGCUCUGCUUUAAAAAAGAGACUGGUCCUGAUCAUAGUUACACCAAGGAUAAGAUCAAGAUUGUUGAAGGAAUAUGCCUCUUAUCCAAUGAUGAAUCUGAAUGGGACGAUCUUAAACAGCUAAGAAGCUCUCGGGGAUGCAUCCUCCGCGACCAUGUAUGCAUGAAGACUGACACAGUCUCUAUCCAAGCCAGCUCUGGCUCACUCGGUGACACUGAAACUGAGCAAUUGUUGAAAGAGGAGCAGUCAGAAUGCAGCAGCAUCACUGCAGCCACUACUCCUGAAUGUCAUGGCUCCCUUCCAGACACAGGCUGGAAGCACCAACGCAAACCCUCAACAGAAAGUGAAGUCUAAAGGAUAUGCAGAGACUUGUCUCUCCUACUGUCAUCUUUCAUAUUGAUGAAAUAGGAUCCUGCCUUCUAUUCAACGAAAAAGUUUGGAGUCCAGAGACUUCCUUUGCAGAAGCAUUUGAGCUGGACUGUGCCUUUGAGGCAGCUGGAACACAGCUAAGGGACCCUUUUCACUCACUGCUAGAUCAUGUUUAUUUAUACGUCCUUUCAUCCUAGAAGCUGUGGUGUUGAAUCUAGUAGCAGUUUCUUUUUCACUUGAAUCUGACACAGAUUUCAUCUGGGUUUGUGCAUAAGCUGGUCAAAGAUUCCAAAUCUUCAGUGGCCAGUUUUAUGAACUUAGCCAUAAUUGAUACCUGUUACCUUUUCUCAGAAGGUAUUGGCACUAACUGGAUUUUGCACUGUACUCCUUCUGUUUUAAGAGGAAAGGAUUAGGGCCAAUUGAACUGCCUGAAGUGAGCAAGGGAAUACAAGAACAGGUCACUUUCACAGGUUCUGUACAGGGAGAGCAAAUACAUCUGAAAGUUAAUUGCAAGGAACAAUAAAAUAUCACCACCAUUUUUGCAAACGGGGGAACCACUGCUGUGUCUAAUAUAGAAUGUGAGGAAUUUAAGAGGGUAAAGUCUGUUGCUGGCAACAGUCAUUGGUCCUGUGAUAUCCAUCAUAAUAUCCUUUUUAAAAUAUAGAUAGAACUUACAAUUCUGUUUCCGGGAUAGAUUGUUUUUUCUCCCAUUUUCACUGGGCUUCCAUUUAGUUUGGACCUGCAAGGGAAAUUCUGGUGCAAUGUUAUUUAAUCAUUCUUAUUACCUGGUUCCCAGGGCCAACUGCUGAAAAACUGUGCUGCUGAAAUAUGUGUGGAACACAAAAGCAGUGUAUUAGGUUUAAGUAUCUGGAACAAAAUGGUGUAGCAAAAAUCCAGUUCCAAUUUUCUUUUGAAAAAUAGGGGUCUUCUUCUAACUUAUUUUUUGCCAGUCUUUUCUCUUUAGAAAUCCUGGAAGGAAUAAUUUAGCUGCACCUUUUUUCUCAUAUUUGCUGUAUUAGUUGAGCAGACAAAAUGUGGUGUCAAAAAGUGGGUGUGUGCAAUUGAAAAAUAAUGUAUGUGGAUAGGAAAUAAUGCAAUUAAGGUGACAGAUGGCACACUACAAAUAAUUUGCUUAUAUAAAAAUCCUUCCUUUUUAACUAUAUCAAAACUGAUGCUAUUACUCAUUCUAUAACAAAAAGUCAAAAGCUGAGAAACUGCCAUUUCACAAUAUGCACUGUGGGUGAUGACUACACAACAACGAAUACUGUUUUGCACAUUGUCCAAACUUUAUUUGACAACACAGAAGUUCUACGGAAGUCCUAUCUAGAACUAUUAACCAUAUGAGGUAUUCUCUGGGAAAAUGUGAUUGUCUCAUUCUAGUCCUGCAGUGCUCCCCCAUGGUCAGUGAAAGAUGCAUGGACAAUGGUUGUGUACCUGUGACAUCAGUCUUGAUGAAGAGCACAAAUUUCCUGUGCCCAAACUAGUCAUCCAUCUGCUUUCUGCUUUGUGUAUUGUUCAAGCAGGAAGGCAGAAAAAAUUCAAAUGGACCUCUGCAAGAUUAUUUUUUACCUCUGUUAAAAUCAUCAUGUUGUAAUUUUAUUACAUCAUUUCUUCCACUGAAAGAAAUAUAGCUUUCUGUUCUUUUCCAAACAUAUACUGUUAUCAGCAAGUUGACUUAACAAUUUCUACACUCGAGCAUUGGAUAAAUUAUCUAGAAUAAUAAUACAUGUAGAAAAAUGUUUCCCUGAUCAUGUUCAAAGGGAUCCUUUCAGUACAGAGCUUGGUCAUAGCAGCCGUAUAAUGGCCGCAAGGAUGGCUGCUUUUGUGUAUGCAUUUAGCUGUUUUAAGUAAUAUAUCCUUCCAUUUUAUUUGCCAGUUCUAAGCAGCAAGAUCAGAUGAGAAUUUAUGAAAUCUAGUAUUUCUGGGGGGCAUGAAAUUGGGGAAAGUUGUUUAAUUGAACUGUCUUUUCAGUUUCAGGCUCUUAUCUGUUUAGAUUUGACUGUUUAUUGACCAUUGCUUUAGUGUAUGAUAAAUUAGUCUUUAAACUCUAAUGAUGGAGUUCCAUAGAUGGACAUGCAUUGCCUAUUUUAUGCUAUGUUUCCAUAACUGACUCUUCCUAUACUGAUACUUAAUAAGUGCUAUAUUCUCUGUACCUUCAUCUCUUUGAAUUCUGAACAUCAUAGGGGAAGAAGUGGAAACAUAGCCCUACCUAAAACAUUAUUUUCCAUAAGUAUCUAAGACUAUUCUCUUCAGAGAGAUCUUACUAAAAGUCAGAUAAGUAAAAAUUUACUUAAUUUUUAUGAGCACCUGAACCCUAGACUGUGGGAUUAAGUGGCUACUAGCACUUAAAUAUGGAUUAUUGUGUAGAACAGUUAACAUUGCUUCUAUUUUUGUAUUACAAUCUUUCUGAAAAAGAAAGUUGACUGAUUUAUGUAAACUUGUCAAAGGUCUCAAUGUACUGAACUGUUCUUUCCAGAUUUAUCACUCUAGAGGUAGACCUUGCUUAAUGACUGCCCGGUUUAGCAACCGUUUGAAGUUACAAUGGCAAAGUCAGAUUUUAGAAAAAAGUAACUUUAUGAUCAAUUCUUAAGCUUACAACCGUUGCAGCAGUUACUGUGAUCGUCAUUUGAGCGCUUCACAAACAGGCAUUUACAGCCAUCACACCAUCCCAUGGUCACAUGAUCACUAUUUGCACGCUUCACAAUCAGCUUCCAAUAAGCAGUCAAUGAAGAUAUAAGGUCACAAAUUGCAAUUGGUGGUAAUGUCUUCCCAUCGGGAUAAGUCUGUUCCCUUAAUGACCGCAUGGCUUAACAAUAGAGUUCCCUUAAUGACCGCAUGGCUCAACAAUAGUUGCCACUCCCAAUUGUGGUUACUAAGCAAGGAAUACCUGUAUCUGCUAUACAUCAGUUCAAUCUAGAUUUGAAAGUCUGUUUGGUGGCAUAAUAGGUAUACAUUGGAAUAUAAUAAGUACACCUUCCUUAUGCAUUUUUUUAAACAAAAUGUAUUAUGGUUAUUUUCUAAUUUCAUAAAGUAAAUCAUGAAACUUUUUCUAGGCCAACUGGCAUUUUAGUGAGACACAAAAAAUACCAUCUAAAGAGGAGUGGGUAGGUCAGAAAGAGCUAAAUUUGAUCUCAUUUAAUUGACCUGUGGUUACUAUUAGUCUCAAACUUUGUAUCUAAUAAUGUAAUUGUGACAGAAAUAAGUGUCUCACAUAUUUCUGAUAGCCAGCUAAGAGUCUAUUUUCAGUUUUCAAAUUUUCCCUUUCAGAAAUCUUCUAGCUCAGAAAUGUUCUUGAAUUAUUUUACAUAUACUGCACAUUUGAGAUCUUCCUACAGAUUUUCAAUUGUAUUAAAGACUGGGGAUUGUGAAGACUACAGGUGUCAAACUCGCCAUGUCACGUUGCUGUCAUGUGACAUUUCACGAUGUUUUUCCAUUCAUGGAGUUGUGUGGGUGUGGCCUGUGUGUGACACUCCUGGGAAGACCAUUCCAAAAUCUUUUAUAAAGAUGUUGGAAAGUACUAAUUAAAAGGGAAUCCAACUUUUGCACUCUGCCAUAUAUCUGUAGUACUCAUUUAGCGACUGCUUCAGUUAUAAAUGUGAUGAAAAUUUGUGACCAAUGCCUGCAUUUACCACCUUUGCAGCAUCUCCUCUCCCACUCUGCCACAUUUGCUAUUACAGUCAUUCAGCAUGGUACCAUAUUGUGGUUUGCCUGACCCAUUUUUUUCCUUUUGCCCCCUCAUAGAGCAGAGAUAUAGCUUCUUAGCUCUUCCCGAGCUGCUUUUGUCCAAGUCCCUAAAAAGUACUAACCACAACUUAACAAGCUCAGCACUGUGACUUUAAUUAGUUGAUUAGAACCUUCCAGCCAGCUGGUAGCUGCUGCUUGAAAAUGACAAGAUCUUAAUUAAUUUCUUGCUAAAGUCUUUUGUUUGGCUCUAAGAGGAUUCUGGCUCUCAGGAGGAGGUGCUUUUCUUUUUCUUUUUUUCAAGAGGCAACUGGAUUUUCUUGUUUUUCUUUGAAGAUGUUUUGUUUCUCAUCCAAGAAGCUUCUGCAUCUCUAGUCCAAUUGCCUCUUGAAAAAAGUACCUCUGAGACAGCCAUGACUUGGAUGAUUGAGAAUCUCCAUAGACAGGAAAAUCAAGGCAAACAGCUGGCUAGUCCAUUGCUUUCAAUAUGUGUUCCCCAGUGUGUGCCUGCCUACUCUCUAGUAAUCUCUCCUUUUUCAAUGAAUGGAAAUAUAAUAAUCAAUUCUCUUCUUGCUAAUUAUCUCAGCUUUGGGGUGAGUAUUCCAAAGGACAGAGGAAUGGGGGGAAAAGAAUACAAAGUUUGCCCUAUUUCCUAGCUUCCUUGUGAAUCAAGUUCCAGAAACAACCUCUGGUUUGGGCCCACCCAUUUGGGUAAUAAAUAAUUUAUUAAAUUUAUAUGCUGCCCGACUCCCAAUGACUCUGGGUAGCUUAAAACUGUACAUUUAAAAACGCAGAAUGGGGGGGGGGGGAACCACCUAUACAAAAGUAGCAUGACAGAAGAAAUUCAAUGGCGAAGAGAAUAAACCAAAAAGGGAACAGAAAUUUUAAAAUGGUCGUUCUCUCCAAAGGCUAAUAUAAAUAGGCAAGUCUUUAAGGCUCUUCGAAAUACCACAAGGUGGCAGCUGUUUAAAUCUCAGGGGGAACUUCAUUCCAGAGGCCAAGCACUGCUGUAGAGAAGGUCACACUUCCAAGGCACCAAUAGAUGACAUUGUUUAAUUGAUGGGACCCAGAGUACACCAAUCAUGCUAGAUCAAACAAGUGAGGCAGAUACUACGGAAGAUAUAUUCAUAUUUUUCUAAAGCAAAGUAAAGCUGAAAUAAAAUCCUAAACCCAGUCACAGCUGUGUGAUUUUUCUCAUAGGGAUCACUUCAGUUACUGGUCUCAAUUGUGAUUGCUUAAAUUAAAUAUUUGCACAUUGUUUUCUUACAAAAAAAAUAAUAAUUCAGACCUACUGAAUUUCAACUCUCAUACUCUCCUAGCAUCAGAUCCAAUGCAUCUGUAAAACACCGAGGAAGUAUAUCCAUUCCUUUGCCGUUUGCAGGUAUACAUUUAAAAAUAUAGAUGAAAAUUAGGAAGUUCAUGUGAUAUCUCCAUUGUCAGAUAAGCUGUGAUGAAAAAAUAGGUGCUGCAUUUUCAAAAGACAGCUGGCAAGGUACUUAAGCCAUGUAUUUUCAUACUCCUCUGCAAGGAUUCUCGUGUCCAAAUUUGUCUUACUUUUUGAAUCUUGGAUAUAGAUUGAAAUGUGGAAGCAGUGAGAAUAAUUUUAAGCCCAUAGGAACUGAUUUUCUGUAAAAUCUCCACUUAGCAAAUACAUUAAUAUUACAAGAGAAAUAAUGAAGGUUAAAGCCAUUAUUAGGUCUAAUUCAGCUUUUCUUAAUCUGAUAUCCUCCAGAGACGUUGAUACUGCAGUUCCCAGAAAUUCCAGCCUGCAUAUCCAAAGCUGGCAGUAAAUUUGGGGAGUUGCAGUAGCAUCAUUUUUCGAUGAUUUUCAUGAUUUCCAGUUGACCUUUUCCUCUUCUGAAAACUUUUUCAUUGAUAUUAUUUGACUUGAGAUAAUACCUCAUUUACAGCCAUAUUAUCUGCUUUGUCUAUAUAGUUUGGGGAAAACAUUUUCCAUUGAAUAAUCAGAAACAACAUGGAGAAGUUAUGUUAGCUAGCUAUAUUGUAUUUAUCUAUUCUUCUACAUGCAGAAGGGGGAAACUAGAUCUUAACGAUAUUUAUUUUUAGUUGGUUCCAAUCUUUGUAGCCAUUAAAACUUCUUUACACUUGAGGAAUGAGAAAAGCAAAUUGCAGUCAGGCAUGCAGCUUUGUAGCAGUAAAUAUAGUAAUAUUGAAUCCAUUUCAUUUGAUUAAAAAAAUUGUGAAAUAUGAAGCCAUUCUUCUGACAUAAAGAGGGAUGUGUGAUUCUGAGUAUAGGAAUUCAGUUAAAAGAAAAAGUUUCAUCAGAGAUCAGUAGUGUUUUCAUCCCAGCUAUAUGUACUAAAUUGCACUUGAAUCCUUUUUCAUAGAUAAAGGUGCUUUCUAUUGCACAUUCUAAUUGUAUACUUUACUUGCUUCUUCAAAAUCCUUUGCCCUUCUCUUCCAUUUUACCCAAAACAGUGUCAGCAAAGCAGAAAACUGAAGGAAUGGCACCAACUCUUCUAAUCUCACUUGUAAAACAAGCAAGGAUCAACUUCCCUUGUGCUAGCACGCUUUGACUGAACAUUACCUAAUUCAUGGUUCUUUGCUUGCAUGUUAAAAAAAAAAAAAGCAAGUCUCAUUGCACUGGGACUAUACAGAAUAUGGAAAGGCCAGGAGUGGGGAAUAAUUUUUGAGCACUCAUUUACUAUGUAAAAAGCAUUUUUUUCUCCCAUAUGUUCUGAACUAAUGAUAGUAACUUCCCUGCAUCCACUUGUAAUGAUUUUAAUGUUACCUGCUGAAAUGAUGCCAUUUUUAUAGUUACCGUAUUGCUAUAUUCAAUAUCUUAGGACACGGGUGUCAAACUAGAUCAGGUCAUUGGCCGAAUCAUGACGUAUCACAACAUUUUUUGCCUUUGCAGAGCUGGGGUGGGUGUGGCCUGCGCAUGACAUAUCCGGCCCGCGGGCCGCCAGUUUGACAGGCCUGUUUUAGGGAAUUAUGAUAAUUUAAUAUAACUCUUAGGUUUCUAAAAAAUCAAUUUGCUGUCCAUUUAAAUUGUGAAUUACACAUUAACCAAACCUGCCUCCUAAACAAAUAGACUUCACAAAGUCUCAACUUCUCUGAAGAUACAAGCAAUUUAGGAGUAAUGUGAAGCCAGGGAAAUGGAAAUUCAUUGGUGGAAUUAAUUUACACAUUUGGGAUUGAAUGUUAAAAGUUAUGAUUUUCUUAAUUCAGUGAGGUUGAUAUUGUCUAGAUUGUUUUAAAACAAAUGUAGCAUAAAGAUAUUUGCAUCUGUCAUGCUGAUAAUAUGCUAAUAAUGCAUUUUAAACAGUGUACACUCAUCUGUUUUCUACUCCCUAUUAACAAACCUGUGACCUGUGAAUGUUUUUACCUUAGAUCAGCAUGUCUUUAUUCUCAAUAUACUAUUUCCCAGAGCCAUGUCAUAAAAUGGAACCAAUUCAAAGUUUCCAAGUGUUUUCCUGUUUAUAUAAAUAAGAAGACUGAUUAAUCUAAAACAUGAACUGAUUUGUUAUAAAAGUCUAGAUGGUAAUGAAAAUAGGUACCUCAUUAUUGAACAUUCUCUUAAAUUCCUUUUCAGGAUUGUAAAUUAAUUUGUUUUCUUCCAAUUUUAAUCUUCCUUAUAGUACUACAGUAGCCCAAACUGAAACUUGCUAGCUUAAAAAUAAAGCUGAUACACAUGCUCCAUUCCUAUUAAAACAAGAUUGUUUAACUUUAAAAGUAUUAACUACUAAUAAAUAAAGAAAACAUGUAUUUUAUAUCAUAUAGGCAAAAGAAUAGUGGACGGAACCUAGAGUAGACAAAAUAAUAGCAUUGCUGUGGGAUGCAUCCUAGAGAACUUCAUGGAAAGCACAACAUCUGAAAUUACAGUUUGGUACGGUAGUGCCAUAGCCAUUUUUCUUGAUGAUCUAAGCUUGGACUCCAUGCCUUAGAAUAACAUAUUUUUCCUAUGGUUCUGACAAGUGAAUUUAAAGUAUCCACAAGAUUAAAAAUUUGUAUCAAUCUUGCACACUGCCCAAUCUAGCUAUUGUGAAUUGGCAGGAUUUCUUAAAUGGCUGAUUUGUCACUUCAAAAUCCUCCACAUGCAAAAUUGCAUAUUGAUAGCAUUAGAGCUCCGUAAUAUAAAACUAUUGCUAUGUUAUAUGCUUUCAACAAAUACAUGGAAUAAUAAACAAGCUAUCAUUCUAAAACCCCA